UCUAAAUGGGCUCGUAUCGUCCUUAUUACCGGAAAGUGACGCUUGUAGAAAAACUAUUUCUAUAAAAAUUUCUUACCAAUUUACAAAAAAUUGAUCUAGUUUAAUUGCUAAACUCAGAAAAUGUCUACUAGGGCAAGGGUUAGUGCAAGGCAAAAGAAAAUACAAGAAGUAAAACAGGAAAGUGCUUCCAAGCAAGAAUUACAAGAAGAAACAUCGAAAGUUCCCGCGGUUGUAAAAGAAAAUAAGAAGGAAGAGUUAAAAAGCGAAAACAAAGAUGAAUCAUGGAGUAAUAAUGGCGUCGGUGAAGCUGAUGGAGACGGUGAUACUAGUAUGAAAGAAAAUGAAAAUGAUGAAGAUUCUCAAGAAAAUGAUGGAGAAAAUGAUGUUGAUAAAAAUGAAACGGUGGAAAAUGAGGAGCACGAGGAUGAUAAAGCCGAAGUUGAAGAAGCUAAAUUGACACCUGAGGAAGCAGAAAAGGCAAAGGAAUUUAAUAAAGCUGUUAGUGAAAGCAAUAUUGAUGAAAUGUCCCUUGAUGAUAUUCUUAAACUGAAAAUUAAGCUUAAAGAUGGGAGUGAAAACUAUUUAUUUUCUCGUGGUCCAAAAUAUUCGGAAGAGAAAUGGCCAUUGAAUUGUCACUUAUGCCGUUUGGGAAAUUUAUUUACGGAAGAACAUAUACGCCACCAUUUAAAAGGAAGAAGUCAUGUGAAUAAAUUAGUGAACCGGCUUCCUAUACCUAAAUACUAUAAUGAACCGUUUUUCACCUCAGUACCGAAAGAAUUUGAAAAUGAUAAGCCUAUAAAAAUAUUCCCAGGCGAAGUUGUAGAAGAAAUUAAUGAAGAAAACCAAGAUCGUGUCGUUAAAGCUGAGGAAUUUGCUGCAAAAGAACCUACGGAUGAAAAACUUCUUCGUAUGCUUCAGAAAGAGCAUUUGCAUGAAUAUAAUAGCAAAUUGCCAUUACUUGGUCUAUGUUAUAUAUAUAAAAUGAUGGGUUUUCGUGGAAUUACUUAUUAUUGCACACUUUGCAACACUAAAAUAGAAGAAGAAGCAUUCCAGCAUAUUGUUGGCAGUGACCAUCAACUAAAAUAUAUAAAUCGUCAUUUUCCUAAAUUAUAUGAAAGAGUGAACAACGCCUUGAAGGAAAUAAGAGGUGUUGAUCAUAGAUUUUGCAUUCGAAAUAUUUUUCGAAAAUUUUAUCGUAAAAUAGAAAAUGUCAAAGGUCUGCGAAAAAUAACAAUCUGUGACGAUGAAGAUUUCUUCAAACACAAAAAGCGAUAUUUGUUGAAAACACGAUUUGAUGAACAUUAUGGUGAAGAUACGAUAAUACUUACAGAUCAGGAAAUUGAUGUUUUAAUUCGAAAAGUUAGAAAUGAAAUGCAAUUCAUAAAACCAGAUUUAAUUUCUUUGGAAAAUCCACAAUUAGGUUAUCGCAUGACUUUUAACGAUGAAAGAGCUGGAGAGCAAAUAUUUGAUGACAUGAUGGGUAACCGUGGAAGUAAUUAUGACAAUUAUGGUGGAGGAUAUGAUGGUGGUGACGUAUGGGAUAAUUAUUUUCAAGUACUUGAGCGAGAAAUCGAGGACUUGAAUCGACAAUAUCGUAACUAUGAUCGUUUUCCAAGAAAACAUCCAAAAUAUGAAGGCGAAUACAGCAAAUAUGACCAAUACAAACAAGGUGGAAGUUCAGAUAAAAAAGAGUUCAAUAUGCCUUGGAACACAUUUUGGAAACGACGUUUACGCGGUUUAUAUGAGACUGAUUUGAGUAAACGUAAACAACGUAUCAAACGUCAACUUGGUUUGCGUUUUAAUGCACGCACACCAAGUCCACCACCUAGACGUGGAGGUUACAGUAAUUAUGGAUUACAAGGAAGCUAUGGAGGAGGUGGAGGUGGUUAUGGUAAUAAUUAUGGGAAUCAGGCUGCUGUUGCUGGUUUAAGAGAAUUAAUGUCAAUGAUGAAUAAUCAGCAAGGCGGCGGUGGUGGAGGAUAUGGUAAUAAUUAUAAUGCACUUGGUGGAAAUUAUAAUAGGGGCGGCUUAUCUGAUAUACCACCACCACCAGCACCACCACCAUCUCAACAAAAUGAACCUUUGGGUGUUAUUUCGGUUUUGAGAUUGUUUAAUGCUCUUGAAAAUCAAUUGGGAAGUUUGGGCCCUCAAGCUGUUCAGCUUUUAAGCCGAGCAGUUAUUGUUGAAAAGAAUGGGCAAAAUCCAAAUGAUUUAAUGAUGGAAAGAGAUUUUUAUAUAUUUUUUGUAACGGCACGUGAAAAACUAAAAGGACAGUAUAUUGCAAACACAAUACCAACACAGCUAAUGAGCGCUGCCAAAAACACUAUCCAGGAUUGUACAACACUUAUUGAAAUGUUUGAAGAUUUUUGUAAGAGAUCUGGAAAAAAAUUACCAGAUACAUCAGAAACCAACGUCCAGAAAUCUUCAAAUCAAUGGAAAUCAGAUCAGGGAGGAAAUUCCACCACAUUUGAUAAUGACGAUUUCUUUAUUGGAGGUAAUACUGGAGCUUAUGCGAGUAGUAACAACAAUGACAACCGCGGUUUCAAUAAUAAUAAUGCUUCAUAUGGAUAUUCUACGGGUGGAUAUUUGACAGGCGGGUAUUCUACCGGAAAUAAUGGUGGAAGUGGUUUUAACCGAAAUCAGUCAAAUUCUAGAUGGAAUUAAACUUUUCGUUGUUUAAUUUUUUUAUAUAAAAAAAUUUAUAAUAUUUUCACAUCAUCUCUCUAGAAUUUUAGAUUUGUGACAAGGGAGACCAAAUUUAAUGAGAAAAGGAGAAAUCAUAAAAAUUAUAAAAUAACACGUAACUGUGCAUAAGUCUUUGUAGUACUACUAUAUUAGUCUCAUUUAAUAUUAUAUAUAUUUUAAGAGUUUUGUAGUAUAUAAGAACAAUUAAAAUAACUAAAUUGCAAUUUUAAUUAGUUAAUGUUUGUGAAGAUGUGUAUAACGAGAUAAAAUAUAAAUGAUAAUUUUACCAUGGACAA
Condylostylus longicornis is the source of this 2981-nucleotide messenger RNA. RefSeq lists its product as uncharacterized. The coding region runs from base 121 to 2664 and encodes 847 amino acids. The transcript is spliced from 8 exons. Lineage: Eukaryota; Metazoa; Arthropoda; Insecta; Diptera; Dolichopodidae. The record is from RefSeq and is a predicted model, not a curated record.